AAUUGAUUCGAUUAUGAAAAGGUGUCAAUCUAGUCGAUUUAAUUGAAAAAGUAAUUUUAUACCGUGAAAAUGAGUCCGCUAGAAAGUCUUCGUCGAAUUUUGACUUGGCUUUGUGUCUAUCCUGGAGAGGGAAUUAACAGUGAAUGCAGGAGAAUUGUGUUUAUUUCGUGUGUUUUUAUUUUAAAUUUUAUUGCUUUAGUAGGCAGUAUUGCCUACUUCUUAAGAUUUCUAUCGACCAAUUUGGAACUGUCUCUGUACGCAUUGUAUCAAAUUACUGCUAUGUUACCAUUUGAUGUAACAAUCGUAGUUGCAUUUAGCAUGCAAAACAAAAUUGAAUGUAUUUUUCGGAAAUUGGAAGACAUAUGCAGUGAAUACGGAAAUGGCAAAUUGUCUGGAUUUUUGGAACAUGCAAAUAACAAAAGUGAAUUGUUUUGGCGAAUUUUUUUCAAAUAUGUUAUGAUUGGGUAUUUCAUAAGUUUGACACUGGAAGCAACAAUUCCAGUAUUAUCUAACUGGUCGACAGAGGAAAGUUUCAACGCUGAAUAUUUGUAUAAUGCAUAUAGACUUGUUCUACCCUGGAAUCAAACAACACCACUUGGAUAUUUCGGCGAAAUGUGUUUCGUCCAAAUCUUCGCUCAAUGCUACUUGAUUUUCAACGGUGCUGUUAUCAUACUCUUCAUUUCACUAUCUUGGUAUCAUCAGGCUUUUUAUAAAAUGUUUUACCAUUCUAUGCAACAAUUUGGUGAUCCGGAAAGAGGUCAAUAUGAUAAAGAAAUACUUUGCAACUUAAUCUGUUUUCAUACAAAAAUCAAAGAUUGCUUCUUGAUAUCGAACCAGUUUUACAGUCUUAUUACAUUCGUUCAAGUUCUGUUCACCAUAUUCUCUUUGGCUUGUGGUAUUUUUCAAUUUGAUUUGCAUAUGAUCCGAUCAGAUUAUAUUGGAAGUGUGUUUUUUCUGGUGGAAUCGAUCGCAUGUUUAUCAAUAGUGUUUUGUUUCUGUUACAAUGGACAAAUCACAAGCGAAUGUUUUGGAAGGUUGUCCGAUUGUUUUUACCAUAACAAUUGGCCAAAUGCGCCAAUAGAAUUGCAAAAAUAUAUAAAAAUUAUGAUCAUGAAUGCUCAAACUCCAAUCUAUUAUCAGGGAUGUGGAAUUGUCGUUAUGAAUUUGGAAACAUUUCGUAAAACAUUGAGAAAUGUUUAUACUUAUGUUAUGCUGUUCAAAACGAUGACCCCAAACUAA
Messenger RNA from Contarinia nasturtii (swede midge), 1239 nucleotides. RefSeq names its product odorant receptor 63a-like. Gene Ontology annotation, biological process: sensory perception of smell; detection of chemical stimulus involved in sensory perception of smell. The transcript is spliced from 7 exons. Gene Ontology annotation, molecular function: odorant binding; olfactory receptor activity. Gene Ontology annotation, cellular component: plasma membrane. The coding region runs from base 70 to 1239 and encodes 389 amino acids. NCBI's taxonomy places the organism in Eukaryota, Metazoa, Arthropoda, Insecta, Diptera, Cecidomyiidae. The record is from RefSeq and is a predicted model, not a curated record.